CCGCGGUUUUGACCUAUGAUCCGGUUAUAAUCACCGAUCUUCCUCCAAAAACAAAAGUUCUCCUUCUCCGCUUGGUCUUAAUUUCUUCCCGCGUGACGCUCACCUUCUGACCUGCCUCUGACCCUGGACCAUGGUUGCCAGAUCUGCUUAACUGAGCAAACGCGAUACAAAAAUAAAACAAAAAACGAUGCAAGUGCAGAGAGUCGUUCUUGAUUGUCGUCCAGGUAAAAAUGGAGAGCCAAGUCCAGGAAAUUUCCGCCUGGAACAAAUAAGUUUAACACCUGACCUGAAAGAUGGGGAAGUCCUGGUUCGGACGCUUUACCUCUCAGUUGACCCUUACAUGCGCUGCCGAAUGAAUGAAGACAGCGGUGCUGAUUACCUGACUCCAUGGCAGCUGUCUGAAUGUGUGGAUGGUGGGGGUGUCGGCGUGGUGGAAACCAGCCGCUGUUCCGCUCUCGCUGAGGGAGAUGUUAUCACUUCAUUCAACUGGCCUUGGCAGACCCAUGCCGUCGUGAAGGGAGAUGGCCUACAGAAGGUUGAUCCACAGAUGGUGGAUGGGCACCUUUCUCACUUUUUGGGAGCAGUAGGUAUAACAGGACUGACUGCGCUGUUGGGAGUCAGGGAGAAAGGCCAUGUGACCAAAGGAGCCAAUCAGACGAUGGUGGUCAGCGGAGCAGCCGGUGCCUGUGGCUCCUUAGCUGGACAGAUUGGUCGGCUGGAUGGAUGUGUGCGGGUGGUUGGGAUAUGCGGAUCAGAUGAGAAAUGCAAAGCUUUGGUUGAAGACCUGGGCUUCUCUGCAGCCAUCAACUAUCGCAAGGAGGACGUCUCAGCGCGGCUUAGAGAUGUCUGCCCCGAGGGAAUCCAUGUUUACUUUGACAACGUCGGCGGUGCCAUCAGCGAUAUCGUCAUAGAACAGAUGAACAAAGGAGGGCACGUGAUUCUGUGUGGGCAGAUCUCCCAGUAUAACAAGGAUGUGCCAUAUCCUCCCCCUCUGAGCGAUAAGACGAAAGAAAUCCUGCAAAGUCGGAGCAUCACUCGGGAGAGAUUUAUGGUGCUUAGCUACAUGAGUAAAGCAGAAGCUGCCCUCUUUGAGCUCAGCCACUUGAUAAAAUCAGCUCAGAUCAAGGUGUUGGAAACAGAGGUGAACGGUAUAGAAAACAUGGGAGUUGCCUUUUGCUCCAUGAUGAAAGGUGGAAACAUUGGAAAGCAAAUAGUUAAAAUAUCCGACUAAAGAAGAUAACUUCUAACCGAGACGCCGCUCUUAAUAU
Molecule: messenger RNA, 1268 nt
Organism: Cyprinodon variegatus (sheepshead minnow)
Lineage: Eukaryota; Metazoa; Chordata; Actinopteri; Cyprinodontiformes; Cyprinodontidae
Gene: ptgr2
Product: prostaglandin reductase 2
Exons: 9
Coding region: 188-1231 (347 amino acids)
Biological process (GO): prostaglandin metabolic process
Molecular function (GO): 15-oxoprostaglandin 13-reductase [NAD(P)+] activity
Source: RefSeq, a predicted model, not a curated record